AUCAUUCUGUUACCUUUUUUAAGAUAAUGCAGAAACCAUAAUAAUUAACCUUGAGCUGUAUGCAAAAACAGGAUUUUUUUGUAUUAUGGCGGAAAAGUCUAACUAUGAAGCAAUGGAGGAUAUCACUGGGAGUUUAAUAUUCAAAUUUAGAAGCCUGCGAUUGGCGGGAGGUUUAUCAAGCCGCCCAAUUCUGACCAAAGAGAUCUUCAUACGUUGAACAAAAGCACCCAAUAGAAAGACAAUACAGUCCUCCGGCUUGACACGAGCUUUCUAUAAAAACCCAGAACAGCGCGUAAACUUUAUUCAGUUAUUCUCUGAAGUAUUCAAAAUGCCUGAACCAGCGAAGCCAGCGCCCAAGAAGGGCUCCAAGAAAGCGGUAACCAAGACCGCUGGUAAAGGAGGAAAGAAGCGCAAGAGGACCAGGAAGGAGAGCUAUGCUAUCUAUGUUUACAAGGUAUUGAAGCAGGUUCAUCCUGAUACCGGAAUUUCCUCAAAGGCGAUGGGCAUCAUGAACUCGUUCGUCAACGACAUCUUCGAGCGCAUCGCCGGUGAGGCGUCUCGUCUCGCUCACUACAACAAGCGCUCCACCAUCUCAUCUAGGGAGAUCCAGACCGCCGUGCGUCUGUUGCUGCCCGGAGAGCUGGCCAAACACGCCGUGUCCGAGGGCACAAAGGCCGUCACAAAGUACACCAGCUCCAAGUAAAACGCUGAAUCAUUUUCAGCCACCCCAAAGGCUCUUUUAAGAGCCACCCAUACUAUCUGUUAAAGAGCAUUCUGCGUCUUGAUAUAUAUCAACAGUGUUAAUGACGUUUGUGUAAAAGGUGAAGUAGCAUGUUUAAAGCAGGAUUGUUUUGUGACUUCUACAGUGCAACAAUCACAGCAGGAUAAAAAUGAUUAAAAGCAGACUUGACUUAUGCAAAUGUAGUAUCAUUACACAAUAUUUUAAUCAUUUUGUACAAAUUGUAAUGUGAACCAAGUAUGUUAAUUAAGUUAAUAAAUCAGAUUUAUAAUUAAAUUUGAGGCUUAUGAUUGUGUUUGGGUCUCAACCUCCUACAAUCCCCUUUCAUGAUCUACUUUACAUCAGGCAUGAUUAUUUACCAUAAUUUGACAAAAAUAUGAACUUAAGUUAGAUUUGA
Molecule: messenger RNA, 1136 nt
Organism: Danio rerio (zebrafish)
Lineage: Eukaryota; Metazoa; Chordata; Actinopteri; Cypriniformes; Danionidae
Source: RefSeq, a predicted model, not a curated record